Molecule: messenger RNA, 975 nt
Organism: Laccaria bicolor S238N-H82
Lineage: Eukaryota; Fungi; Basidiomycota; Agaricomycetes; Agaricales; Hydnangiaceae
Exons: 6
Coding region: 1-678 (225 amino acids)
Molecular function (GO): GTP binding
Source: RefSeq, a predicted model, not a curated record
AUGAUAAACCCUCUUGCGAAGGAACAAAGCCCCAGUCACAGAGAGCACCUCGAGCUUAGGAGAAGGCAAGCCAAAUGGCACACAGGCUCGCCGCCGCCCCUCAGUGAUCCAGAUGAUUCCUCCGAAACGGUACCAUCAGGGUUCGACUACGCUCUUACAGAGCAAGACACGAUUAUUGCGUUGAUGGGCCCUAGUGGGGCAGGGAAGAGUUCGUUCAUCAACAAAUUGAUGGGACAAUCUGUUGCGUACGUCAAUGAUUCGGUUGAAUCUUGCACGCAAGAAGUGCAAGCAUUCGUCUGCUUACACCCGGACGGUUCUGAACGGAAAAUCGUUCUCAUCGAUACUCCUGGUUUCAACGAUUCCGGACGCACAGAUUAUGAAGUUCUCAAGAUCAUUACCGACUGGUUAGUGAAGACUUACAGGCGGCGCAUCAAGCUGACCGGCAUCAUUCAGCUCUACAGUAUUGCAGACGCUAGAAUGCGAGGAACUCCUUUAAGGAACCUGAAGAUGUUUGAGGAGCUGUGCGGCUCUGAGGUGUUGGCAAACGUUAUCCUUACGACCACUUUCUGGAGCCAAGUCACUCCCGAUGUCGGUUCCCAACGCGAGGAGCAACUGAAGUGCGACUUUUGGGCGGAAAUGAUAAGCCAUGGCUGCAAGCCCCCCGUCGGCAUGCCUUGAAGGCCCAGAUUCAGAUUGUGGAUGAAAAGAAAAGUUUUUUCAAAACUUCAGCGUUCGGGGUACUUGUGAAGUGGUGGGAGGACAUUGCUAAGAAAAUGAAGGGCAUGUCGAACAAGGAGGCGAUCCGUGCAAACAAACAACGAGCAGCGUUGAAGGGGAUACCAUCUCCGAGAGGCGUGGCCUGGAGGGUGGACCAGUGACUUGAACGACUCUCGAACGUUUCACACACCCGAAAUAUGUAGUGAUUUUUUGAGGAGAACGAGUAGCAUAUUUUUUAAAGCAAUCUACAUAGGAUCU